Messenger RNA from Closterium sp. Yama58-4, 3387 nucleotides. Lineage: Eukaryota; Viridiplantae; Streptophyta; Zygnematophyceae; Desmidiales; Closteriaceae. The record is from the annotation of a GenBank genome assembly.
AUGGGGAAUGGAGCAGCAGGGGCGCGCAGGAGGCUGGGAGUGAGUGGCUUGCUGCGCCAUGCAGACGAUGCUCUCACGCGCUUUCACUGGCAGAUCAUCCAAGUGACGCCCACAGCAACUCCGGGCGAGUUUUCCCUGUGGGUGGUGGUGGGUUCAGCGGGCGUGAGGCGAGUGGUGGUGAGGGUGCCACGAGUGUUCUACCUCAACACACGUGCGGCGGUGAAGCAAGAGGAGGCACCGGGGGAACUGGUGUCCCGCACGCUGCCACACGGCCAUCCCCUGCUCAACCUGCUCAAGCUGACGGUGCAGGAGAGCCAGUUCCAGGCAUCCAGGAGGCAGCUCGCUGCUCAUCUAGGCGAUCCCGACGUUGAGGGAGUGUAUGAGGCACAGGUACCUCUGCUCACGCACCUGCUGCUCUCCCUCGGCACUGUCUGCUCCGUGGACUCCCGCGCUCGCUCCAAAGCCACUGCAGCCACCAAGACCACCAGGACCACAAACGCCACGAGCGCCACUAACGGCAGCAGUAGUGGUGGAGCAUGGGACAUGGGGCAUCUAUCCAUGCGCACUACCACCGAGUGCCCCUACCUGCCCUCGCUGCUCUCCUCCCGCUCCUUCCUCUACCUCUACCACAGUGGCGCGGAUACGCGGGCAGUGUAUGCACUCUUCGUGCCCUCGCUCCCGUCGCUGCUGCUGCUCUUCGUCUCCCCCGUGCCCACGCGAGACGUCACCGCCGCUCACCUGCACCGCCACUUCGUCGCUGCUGCUGCUGCAGCACAUGCCGCCAGCCCAGACGUGCCCCCGCCACCUGCUGCUGCCUCCGUGCCUGUCAAGGUGGAGUAUGCGGGGUCGCGCCAGGAAGCAUGCAAGGCAGUGCAGCGAGCAAUAGAGGAGCUGCGUGGCUCCCACCGUGGCCCACUCAUAGCUCUGGUCGAGGAUGCCACUCGCACUGCGAGCACACUUCCUGGCGGCGAGGGGACAAGGACAGCAGCAGCAGCAGCAGGGGCAGGGGCAGGGGCAGGGGGAGGGGGAAGUGGGGGGUUGGGGGGAGUGGCAGCGUUGGAGAGCAUGCCGUGUGUGGAAGUACCAGGCAAUGCGGCCGACAGUCGCUUCCCGGCGCUAGGGUGGCAGGCAGCAGCGGGGCGAGUGGCAGUGCACCGCUGUGCACAGGCGCCUGUGUGGCUGCACCAGCGCGUUUCCCUCGCCAGAUAUGCACACAUUCCUAUAGGCAACAUGAGAAAGGACUGGAUCCUGCACACAGCGGACGUUUUCUUCGCCAGGGCAUUGCGAGAUAACAACCAUGUCAGUUGGUCACCACUCGCCUCACCACAUGCUCAAUUCAAUGCACAUGCUCAGCUCACUCAGCUUCAUGCUGCCACUCUGUCCUGCUGCUGUCUGUUCUCUGCCAGGUUUGCUCGUCCCUCCACUCUCUCUUCUCUUGCCCCACUCCCAUUUUCGUCCUUUCACAUCCCCGCGCGCAAUGCUCUGCUGUGUUUUCUUCUCUCACCCCCUCAUGCCUCGUCCACCCCCCCCCCCCCUUCCCCAUGUGCAUCUCCUCGCCCAUUCACUCCGACCUUUUCCCCCCCUCCGCACCAUCCCAACCCACUGCGCACCACUCCCGCCCCAUCGCCUGCCUACCCACUCCCCCCUGCUCACCAUGGGCAACAGCUGCUGUGGCUGUCCCACACGGGCGUGCCGGAUGUCGGAGGGGUGGCGGAGGAGGAGGCCAUGAGCUUCCUCGAUGAGGUCAGCAGGGAGGAAUGCGUGGAACGGGGGGACAGAGGGGGGCAUGUGAUGGAGGACGAGGCGGCCAUGUGCCGGUCGGCGUUCAAGGUGCUGCGUGGCAUGGUGACGGCGUGGGUGACGGAUGUGGUGCGCACACGCAGCCUCUAUGCUGACGCGCUCCUGCAACACCUCUACCGCUGGAUCUGCAGCCCGUCAUCCCCUCUGCAUGACCCCUUCCUGCACCGCUUGCUGCACAAGAUCAUGUGCAAGCUGUUUGCACUGCUGCUGGCGGAGCUGCGGCGCCUGGGAGCCACAGUGAUAUACGCGGACUUCUCACGCGUCAUUCUUGCCACGGGGCGCCGCUCCCUGCCUUCUGCCAUGGCCUAUGUCGACUACCUUGUCGCCGCUGUCAACAGCAGAGACGCAUUUGAGUUGCUGCAUGUGGAGAAGCAGCGGGUGUGGCACUCGCUGCUCUUCCUGGACAAGUUCAAUUUCGGGGGCAUUGUUGACAGCACUCAGUUGGAGCAGCAGCAGCAGCAGCCUGAGGGAGAGGGGGAGAACGGGCACGCGAAUGGAAAUGGUGCUGCCGUUGCUGAUGCUAAUGGUGGUGGUAGUGGUGACGAUGCUGGUGGUGCGAGUGCUGAUGGUGCUGGGGCAGGGAAACAGGCGGAUGGGCGAGGAGGAGAGGAUGGGAAGAUGACAGUGCUGAGCCAAUGGAAUAUUGCAGAUUACCUCCCAUCAUCUGUGCAGGAGUACUUCCAUCUGACGGUCUCUGAUUUCAUCUUCAACCCCUGGUCUUGCAUUUCCUCCUAUGUUCCCCAUUCUGCGCCCUCCUCCUCCUCCACGCUACCAUGCUUUCUCACCUUAUCCCCCUCCUCCUUCCCCUACCCGCUUUCCCCACUUCCCACCCUGUGUGCGGCACUGCAGGUGCAGAACCGUCUCACAGACAACCUACUGCACCUCGUGCGGGCCUUGCAGGCAGAGGCGGAGAGAGGGGGGGAGGACGCAGAGGGGGAGGAGGAGGGGGGAGAGGGGCGAAGGGUGGAGAAGUCGGGGAGAGGGGGGCAGAGGGGAAAGGGGCGGGGAGCACUGGGGGCGACAGGGGGGCGAGCACUGGAGCUGGUGAAAGCAGUGUGCCAUGUGCUGUCGCUCAGUGCACACGUGCAACAUGAAGUGCAGGUGUUGCGGAGGCAGCUGCUGCGGGUGCUGAGGGUGCGUGAGUUUGCACCAGAAGCCAUCUUUCGGGACCCAUGUCGCUCCUUUGUUCUCCCAGGAGUCAUUUGCAGCUACUGCAACGACUGUCGGGACCUGGACCUGUGUCGGGACCAGCUGCUGCAGGCGGGAGAGUGGCGCUGUGCCGUGCAGCACUGCCAGCACCCCUACGACCUGCUCUGGGUUGAAAACGCUCUUCUGGAGGUGAUGCGGCAUCGUGUGAGGAGCUACCAGCUACAGGACCUCGUGUGCAACAAGUGCCGACAGGUGAAGUCGUCCCGGGCAGCCCUGCACUGCACAUGUGCAGGCACGUUCCGGUGCUCGCAGCAGGCAGAGCAGCUGAGAGAGGGGCUGCUCGUGCUGCAUUCAGUGGCCUCCACACAUGGCUUCCCCCUGCUGCUCGAGUGCCUGCAGUGGGUGCUGCCUCUCUGCCGCGCCACAGGGGAGAAAUGA